UUUUUUCACGUGUAAUGGCCUUUAGCGUUAACGGUCUAGUAUAAUGUAUAUGUAUUGAAGUCUGUGGUUUCUAGUUUCUACUCUUCUCAGCAAGCUAAUAACCUAUUUUAUAUUUUCUAAUUCGUAUUUCUCUUUGAUAUUUUAUCUUUAAUUCGUAAUGAAUUUUUGUGAAUUUCACUUUUACCACUACACACACACACACAACACACACACACACACACACACACAUUGAAUAUUAUAGCAAUUACGUUUGUAAUCUUUCUCCGAUAUACGUGUAACAUACAUAUCGAGAAUGUAAAUAACUGUUUAACUGUUUUUACAAAAUUACAACAAUAAAGUGGGUCAAUAAACUCACUGAACAGAGUUGGUUUGAUGAAAUUGACGAAAAUUUAGAACGAAUUGUGUGUGUUUAGUGUAAGAAUGUCACAACAAAGUGCUAUCGUACAAACAACUAACACAGGUUCCGAGAUAACACCUGUGCUUGGGACUUUACAGUCUGCAAGCUCUAAUAAUCAGGCCUCAUCGGUUUUGUCUAACAUGCAAAGCAAUAUCGGUAGUACCACGGCAACUACUAUACCACAGACGCAAUCUCAACAAACUCAAUACAUUUCACAGUCUCCGAAACAAAUAUUACAACAGUCGUCCACUCCAAGUUCUUUUAGCGAUUUUCCACAAUUUUUAACAAAAACAAGAUUGCAAGAGUUGGUAAGGGAAGUAGAUCCUACUGAACAGUUAGAUGAAGAAGUGGAAGAAAUGCUUUUACAAUUAGCGGAUGACUUUGUAGAGACAACAGUAAAUGCAGCUUGUUUAUUGGCUAAGCAUCGUCAUGCGAAUACAGUGGAAGUUAAAGAUGUACAGUUGCAUUUGGAAAGAAAUUGGAACAUGUGGAUCCCUGGUUUUGGUACAGAUGAAGUACGUCCAUACAAACGAGCUACUGUCACUGAAGCGCAUAAACAAAGAUUAGCACUUAUACGAAAAUCUAUCAAAAAGUAUUAAAUCAUUUGUAAGUUACAUUUAGUUAGUCUUAACUAUCAAACUAUUGUAUUUUAUAUAUUUUUAAUUAUUGUUGCUUGAUAGUUUUGAGCAAUUUGUAAUUAAAAUAUUUAGUAAUAACAGCAAUAGAUCACUAA
Formica exsecta is the source of this 1130-nucleotide messenger RNA. Its product is annotated as transcription initiation factor TFIID subunit 12-like. Gene Ontology annotation, molecular function: DNA binding; TBP-class protein binding; protein heterodimerization activity. The record is from RefSeq and is a predicted model, not a curated record. Bases 421 to 996 code for a protein of 191 amino acids. Gene Ontology annotation, biological process: RNA polymerase II preinitiation complex assembly; DNA-templated transcription initiation. NCBI's taxonomy places the organism in Eukaryota, Metazoa, Arthropoda, Insecta, Hymenoptera, Formicidae. The transcript is spliced from 3 exons. Gene Ontology annotation, cellular component: SLIK (SAGA-like) complex; SAGA complex; transcription factor TFIID complex.